UCUUCUUCCUUAGAACUAACGCCAUUUCUUCUGGGAUCAAAUAACGUUUGCGUCUGGAUUGCAAAGUCAACGGAAUCAUGGAAGAGGUGAAGAAGAAGUACGUGUACUCGGUGUGGGCAUUGCCCGACGAGGAAACGGAGCCGCGGUUCAGAAAGCUAAUGGAAGCUCUGAGAUCCGAGUUCUCUGGCCCAAGAUUCGAUCCUCACGUCACCGUCGUCGGAGCCACGAGUCUGACGGCAGAAGAAGCGAAGAAGAUGUUCGAAUCAGCUUGCGACGGUCUGAAAGCUUACACCGCCACCGUAGAUCGCGUCUCCACCGGAACUUUCUUCUACCAAUGCGUUUUCUUGCUUCUCAAAUCCACCCCAGAGGUAAUGAAAGCUGGUGAGCACUGUAAGAACCAUUUCAAGUGUUCCACUACAACACCUUACAUGCCGCAUCUGAGUCUGCUUUACGCCGAGUUAGAUGAAGAAGGGAAGAAGAAAGCGCAGGAGAAAGCUUACACACUCGAUAACAGCCUCGAUGGACUGAGUUUCCGGUUAAACCGACUUGCUCUCUGCAAAACCGAUACAGAAGAUAAGACUCUCGAGUCAUGGGAGAAAGUGGCUGUGUGUAAUCUCAAUCCUUGAGAAAAAUAAAAAGACUAAAAGUUGGGUUCUGAGUCUGUAGUAAAAGGUCUCAAUAUACUUUGCUUAAGAACUGUGUACCCAUCUCUUCUUUACUCAUCGAAUAAAAUUACGAUACUAAUUCGCGGCA
Messenger RNA from Brassica oleracea var. oleracea, 753 nucleotides. RefSeq names its product cyclic phosphodiesterase. The transcript is spliced from 3 exons. Gene Ontology annotation, molecular function: 2',3'-cyclic-nucleotide 3'-phosphodiesterase activity. The record is from RefSeq and is a predicted model, not a curated record. The coding region runs from base 78 to 626 and encodes 182 amino acids. Lineage: Eukaryota; Viridiplantae; Streptophyta; Magnoliopsida; Brassicales; Brassicaceae. Gene Ontology annotation, biological process: cyclic nucleotide metabolic process.